Messenger RNA from Penicillium waksmanii, 465 nucleotides. RefSeq names its product EMC6 family protein. The coding region runs from base 1 to 465 and encodes 154 amino acids. NCBI's taxonomy places the organism in Eukaryota, Fungi, Ascomycota, Eurotiomycetes, Eurotiales, Aspergillaceae. Gene Ontology annotation, cellular component: endoplasmic reticulum; EMC complex; membrane. The record is from RefSeq and is a predicted model, not a curated record. Gene Ontology annotation, biological process: protein folding in endoplasmic reticulum; autophagosome assembly. The transcript has 2 exons.
AUGGCCCCAACAAAGCAGGAACUCUCCCUGCUAAUCAACCCUCUCGUCCCGGAGGCUGUUCAGCAUAAUAACCGGGUCCUCUCCUCCCUCCACAGCCUAACAGCCUUUCUCCUCGGUCUCUCCGCCGGAAUCCUAGCCCUCCAAUCCGCUACCGGCUUCGCCUUUUACUUCCUCGGCACUGUUCUCGUCAGCGGACUCUUCCACCUAGCCCUCAUCCAGCGCUCAUCCGGUGCGGGCGCGGGCGCGUUUUUCCCCGGUAGUAACGGGGGUGAGAUUGAGGGGUCGGUGGCCAUGGGCAAGGAUGGUGUUGUGCGCAUGGAUCUGGUUGAGAGCAGUAAGAAGCGCGGUGGCUUUGUUCUGAGGAAGGGUGCUUGGAGGGAUGUUUGGCUUGGUGGUGGUGUUCUUAGUGAGGCGCUGAGUGGAUUUGUCCUUGGGUGGACUGGUGUUGGGGGUGUUUUGAGGUGA